Molecule: messenger RNA, 1903 nt
Organism: Anastrepha obliqua
Lineage: Eukaryota; Metazoa; Arthropoda; Insecta; Diptera; Tephritidae
Gene: SmydA-2
Product: SET domain-containing protein SmydA-8
Exons: 4
Coding region: 183-1787 (534 amino acids)
Molecular function (GO): protein binding
Source: RefSeq, a predicted model, not a curated record
UGGCCAUUCUCAAAUUUAUUUCUUCGAACAGUCGGGACGCGACUGGUGAUUACGCAAACAGAAAUUUUCAAAAAUUUUGUUAAAAGUAGUGUGAGCAGUUGUAUAAAUUUGAUACGCUCGUACAUUAAAAUAAAUACGCGUUCGUUUAUAAAUUCGCGUGCCGUCAAUUUAGAAAAUAAAUUAUGAUGGCAAAUCCUGACAAGUGCGCGUUUUGUGGAGUGGCAGCGACGCAGAAGUGUGGCGGUUGCAGAAAUGUUGUCUAUUGCGGCAAAGAGCAUCAGGUUAUGCACUGGAAGAAGGGGCAUAAAGCGCAGUGCAAGUGUUAUGAGGUCUCUAUAAAUAACACCCUCGGUCGUCACUUGCGAGCCACACGCGACAUCAAAAAAGGUGAAAUUUUCCUGCGCGAAAAGCCGUUCAUCUACGGUCCCAAAGUGGCCAGCGCACCCAUUUGCUUGGGAUGUCAUCGUUUAUUGCCCGCACCUGUGCCGCCACAAACAAAUUUCUACAAGUGCACUCGCUGCUCGUGGCCCAUGUGCGGUCCGCAAUGCGAAAGCUCAUCGAUGCAUAUUGAUGAGUGCGAACUGAUGGCGGUUCGAAAAUUCAAUGCCAAAAUCGACUACGAUCCCACCAAAGAGCAGAUACGUAAAAAGGAGUCAGCGUACUGCGCUAUUCUACCGCUACGUUGCAUUCUACUGCAAAAUAAAAGUCCAGAGUUAUUUGAUCGCUUCGCCAAUCUGGAAGACCAUCUCAGUGAACGCAUAAAUACGCCACUCUAUAAGAUACUCAGCGCUAAUUUACUUACGUUCAUUAAGACGGUAAUGGGUUUCAGUGAGUGGAGCGAUGAUGAUGUGUUGCGCAUUGCAGCCCGCUUGGAUACCAAUGCUUUCGAGGUGCGCCAAACAGCGACAGCACAGAAACUGCGCGCAAUCUAUUUAAAUGCAGCGAUGAUCUCACACGAUUGUGUUUCGAAUGCGCGCCACACCUUCGACGAGCAGAUGCAGAUACUCUUCAUAGCGAAGCAAAAUAUAGCUAAGGGUGAAGUCAUUGCGACCUCCUAUACACAGCCGCUGAAAUGCACACCCAUGCGCCGUCAGCAUAUACAGGAGGCGAAAUGUUUUGAAUGUACCUGUGCGCGUUGCAAGGAUCCCGAGGAAUUGGGCACAUUUGCGGGCGCCAUAUUAUGCAGCAGAUGCAAAGUGGGCAAGAUAAUUUCUACCGAUCCGUUAGACAAUGGUGCAGUGUGGAAGUGCCAACUUUGCCCACACGAAAUACCCGCCAAACAGAUCAAUUUGGGUAACAACGCCAUCCUGAAAGAAAUCGAGACGUUGAACAAGAAGUCACCCAAUGCGCUUGAAGAGUUCAUCCAUCGCUACCGUGACACGUUGCAUGAGAAGAAUACUCACGUACUGCAAGUAAAAUAUGCGUUAACGCAGCUGUACGGAAAUUUGCCGGGGUUUCUAAUACGAGAAAUGAAUGACGCGGCUGUGAAGCGCAAGAUGGAACUUUGUCAGGAGCUGCUGGAAGUGGCGGAAGUGCUCGACGGUGGCUGGAGCAUAUUUCGUGGCAACCUGUUGCUCGAUCUGCAACAAGCAUUGGUGGAGCAAAUAAAACGUGAACACGCAAAAGGGUUGCUGACAGCAGAAAAUGUAUCUGAAAAGGUUGAGGAAGUAAUGGAAUUGCUGAAGGAAGCUGUGGAAAUAUUGAAGCUGGAACCGGAUAUGCAGGAUCUGCUUAAAGAGCGUACACAACAAUUAGCUACUGAACUGGAUAUGAAAUGUCUCCUAUAGUAGACAACCGCUGCAACCCAACAUAUAAAUAGUUCAUACUACAACUCACAGUUAUAAGUUAUAACUUCAAGUUUUAAGCUUUGUACAGAGUUCAAAAAAAUACAACAAAUUAUCAC